Molecule: messenger RNA, 984 nt
Organism: Metarhizium album ARSEF 1941
Lineage: Eukaryota; Fungi; Ascomycota; Sordariomycetes; Hypocreales; Clavicipitaceae
Product: Concanavalin A-like lectin/glucanase
Exons: 3
Coding region: 1-984 (327 amino acids)
Biological process (GO): polysaccharide catabolic process
Molecular function (GO): cellulase activity
Source: RefSeq, a predicted model, not a curated record
AUGUUUAGAUGGCUUGUUAAUGCCAUCCUCCUGGCAAUACCGGUCGGUACCACCAUCGCCAUCUUGUUGGGCUUGCAGGUACACAACAAUGCAAACGGCCGCCCGCCUCCAUUCUCUGGCGGUGACAACGCCGGCGACCUGCCUGGAGUAGGAAUUCCUAGGGGCAAAGAUGGCGUCUUCAUGAAGUGCGAUGAAUCAUUCGGUUUCGACCCCAAAUCCAAGGGCCAGAACUUCAUCCUAAAUCCGAAUCCUUGGGGUUGGAAAGACGGCGAGCCAGGUGCUCUUUGCAUGCUCGUCAACGUCAACGGAAAUCGAACAUACGCCACGGAUUUCUCAGCGCCCGUCUUCAAUGUCACCUGGCAGUAUCCCCGGCUUACCAAUGGGCGGAACAACGUGCACGCCUUCCCCAACGCAGAAGUCGACAACAAAAAAUUUCCCGUCCAGGUCGGAUCUGUUUCCAAGUUUGAGCUUGACGUUGAAUGGUCCCUGUCGCUCAAGAAUGACACACGUCAACAGGUUACCGAGGACGACAUCACAGCAAACCAGAUCAACGCCAACGUGGCCGUUGACAUGUUUAUGGACAAGGACAGCACCAAGGCCGGCGAAAGUACCAAGGCCGGCUUUGAGGUGAUGGUGUGGUUGGCCGAUUUUGGUACCGAUGCUUGGCCCAUUGGCAAGACGACUGCAGCCGACAAGGGCCUGGUCAAGACUACCACCCUGAACGGCGUCGAAUUUGAGCUGUACGCCGGGACUAAUGCCCAGCAACAAAGGGUGCUGUCCUGGGUAGCAACCAAGCCCACUGCCAACUUCCAGGGAAACCUGAAGCCGCUUCUCGACGGCAUCUUUGACUUGAACAACGCCAACUAUCCCCAAAAGACGGACUAUCUCGGCUAUGUUGCCUUUGGACAAGAAGCCUACAGCUCGACCAGCAACGUCACCUUUUCCGUGACGAAUCUGGCAAUAGACAUCGAGACGUCUGCAUAA